ACCCUUUCCAGAGCCUUGUGUUCUGGCGGCGGUGGUUGGCAGCUGCGAGCGGUGGUGAAGGGACAGUUCCAGCAGCCUCUGCUGGGGUGGGGACAGAAAGAAAACCUGCAGGUCGUAAUCCGAGCAGGGUGACUUCACCUUCAAGUGGGUGAGCUCUCCUGACCUCUCGGACUAGCUCCGCGCCAGUGCAGGCCGAGCCGAUCUGCCCGCUCCCGGCGGGGUCGCCGAGCGCCGGCUGGACCCGCCCCGAGCUCCAUGGUUUGCCCAGCCCUGCGCGAUGGUGACUCUGGGCGCGGAGGUUGGCGCGGGGCGAGCCCGCGGCUCGCAGAAUGAAGGCGGGGAGCUCAGCCGGCGGCCGACGGGGCUCGUCUCCGCGACCCCAGUGCCCAGAGAAGCGGCCCAACCACCUGAACCCGAAAAACGCCAACAAGUAGUUUCUCCUUGGAGCAAGGCGGCUCGGCUGGGUGUCGGGACUCAGCCUGGCUGCUCGGAGAACCUCGUCUACUCGGAAACCAAAGCAGAACCACUUUUCUCUCGGUCUCGUUAAGUCAUGUCUGAGCCACAGAGAUGGGCAAGAUCGAGAACAACGAGAGGGUGAUCCUCAAUGUUGGGGGCACCCGGCACGAAACCUACCGCAGCACCCUCAAGACCCUGCCCGGGACGCGCCUGGCCCUCCUCGCCUCCUCCGAGCCCCAGGGCGACUGCCUGACGGCGGCGGGCGACAAGCUGCAGUCCUCGCCGCCUCCACUCUCACCGCUGCCGCGUCCGCCCCCGCGGUCCCCUGGCCCCGGCGGCUGCUUCGAGGGCGGCGCGGGCAACUGCAGCCCCCGAGGCGGCGGCAGUGACCACCCCGGGGGCGGCCGCGAGUUCUUCUUCGACCGGCACCCGGGCGUCUUUGCCUAUGUGCUCAACUACUACCGCACCGGCAAGCUGCACUGCCCCGCCGACGUGUGCGGGCCGCUCUUCGAGGAGGAGCUGGCCUUCUGGGGCAUCGACGAGACGGACGUGGAGCCUUGCUGCUGGAUGACCUACAGGCAGCACCGCGACGCCGAAGAGGCUCUCGACAUCUUCGAGACCCCCGACCUCAUCGGCGGCGACCCUGGCGACGACGAAGACCUGGCGGCCAAGAGGCUGGGCAUCGAGGACGCCGCGGGCCUGGGCGGCCCCGACGGGAAGUCUGGCCGCUGGAGGAGGCUGCAGCCCCGCAUGUGGGCGCUCUUCGAGGACCCCUACUCGUCCAGAGCCGCCAGGUUUAUUGCUUUUGCUUCUUUAUUCUUCAUCCUGGUUUCAAUCACGACAUUUUGCCUGGAGACACAUGAAGCUUUCAAUAUUGUUAAAAACAAGACAGAACCAGUCAUCAAUGGCACAAGUGUUGUUCUACAGUAUGAAAUCGAAACGGAUCCCGCCUUGACGUAUGUAGAAGGAGUGUGUGUGGUGUGGUUUACUUUUGAAUUUUUAGUCCGUAUUGUUUUUUCCCCCAAUAAACUUGAAUUCAUCAAAAAUCUCUUGAAUAUCAUUGACUUUGUGGCCAUCCUGCCUUUCUAUUUAGAGGUGGGACUCAGUGGGCUGUCAUCCAAAGCUGCUAAAGAUGUGCUUGGCUUCCUCAGGGUGGUAAGGUUUGUGAGGAUCCUGAGAAUCUUCAAGCUCACCCGCCAUUUUGUAGGUCUGAGAGUUCUUGGACACACUCUUCGAGCUAGUACUAAUGAAUUUUUGCUGCUGAUAAUCUUCCUGGCACUAGGAGUUUUGAUAUUUGCUACCAUGAUCUACUAUGCUGAGAGAGUAGGAGCGCAACCUAAUGACCCUUCUGCUAGCGAGCAUACGCAGUUCAAAAACAUUCCUAUUGGGUUCUGGUGGGCUGUGGUGACCAUGACAACCUUGGGCUAUGGAGAUAUGUACCCUCAGACGUGGUCAGGGAUGCUGGUGGGAGCCCUGUGUGCUCUGGCUGGAGUGCUCACAAUAGCCAUGCCUGUGCCUGUCAUUGUCAACAAUUUUGGAAUGUACUACUCUUUGGCCAUGGCGAAGCAGAAACUUCCAAGGAAAAGAAAGAAGCACAUCCCUCCUGCCUCUCAGGCAAGCUCACCUACUUUUUGCAAGACAGAAUUAAAUAUGGCCUGCAAUAGCACACAGGGUGACACGUGUCUAGGUAAAGACAGUCGACUUCUGGAACAUAACAGAUCAGUGUUAUCAGGCGACGACAGUACAGGAAGUGAGCCGCCAUUAUCACCCCCAGAAAGGCUCCCCAUCAGACGUUCUAGUACCAGAGACAAAAACAGAAGAGGGGAAACGUGUUUCCUACUGACGACAGGUGAUUACACGUGUGCUUCUGAUGGAGGCAUCAGGAAAGGAUAUGAAAAAUCCCGAAGCUUAAACAACAUAGCGGGCUUGGCAGGCAAUGCUCUGAGGCUCUCUCCAGUAACAUCACCCUACAACUCUCCUUGUCCUCUGAGGCGCUCUCGAUCUCCUAUCCCAUCUAUCUUGUAAACCAAACUGCAUCAGUCGGCUAAAUUGUAUUAAUUCAAGUACUGUUUACCCCAUAAUGGAAGCAAUUAAACAUAGAGUUAUUCCAGGCUCCAUUAAUACAGUAAAAAUUCUGCAUGAUACUACUAUUUGAAGUCUGAAAUGCCAUUUGGGUAGCUAAUGAGUCUUAUCCUGGCUAUAAAAGUUAUUUAAAGUAGUGUUGCUACUACUUUUCCAUAGUAGCUGUCCUGAUCUCCUUCUGCAAUAAAAUGACAGAUAGUGUCAGCUAUUGACAGUACACAAAUACAUAAGCAUAACUUCAGGGAAAUAUAUUUAAAACUGUGCUUCCAAAUGCUAACUACUUCAUUGGACCUUCAUUUCUUGUGACUCUAAAUCAUUCUGAAGUUGUCUCGGAUCCUAUCUUGAUUGCACACAGUGACUUUGGUCAGCUCAUUUGCAUGGGCCAUCCUGUCUCUCACCUGAAAGCAAUGUCUCAGAGUUCGGGACUCUGGAUAGCUCGGGAUUUGUGUAUUUGCAUCGAUCCAUCCUGCUGGUAUGAAAGUGCUGGUCAACUGUUCUGCAUGUUGAAUUGUGGGGCAGGGAGGGUGAGUUUCUCCUUGGUUUUUUUUUUUUUUUUCCUUAACCUCUGAUCAAAAUAUUUACUAAACCGCUUAAUUUCUUGAUUAACUUAAUUUUAUGAAAAAUGUUGUAUUAGCGUUCUGAAUGUCUCUGGUUGUUUGCACACAGAUAACUGCAAAGAUGUUGUCAUUACUGGUUACACGCAAGCUGAAGCCAGAUCUCUUACUUAAUGACUUGGGGAAGGCACAAAACACGAGAGAAAGGUAACUGCCAGCCAGGCGUGCAUUGUUUAGCCAGGAAUUGCUGCUUGGUAAUAGCCUUUUUUUUUUUUUUAAAGUCCCAGAAUUUGUCAUCAUUUUCAGAGGCAGAAUGCCAAAUAUCACCCAAAACUCUCGUGUCUUUUACCCCCUUCUUUUAUUUUUAUUUCUUAAUUUUUGUGCCAAACAUCAAAGAACUUUGGUGUUCAUGAGAGGUUUUCUGGACCAGCCUUAAAUUUCGGACUCAUUAGACUAAUCAAAUUUUCAGGCAGUGUUUAAUCAGGUGCUUUGUCCUGUAUGUUGUUCUGUUUGUCUAUCUUAGUUCUCUGUCUUGACUGUAUGCCAUCUGUCUCCAUGAAGCACAAAAAUGCCUUGUUCAGGUGUUCACAAUUUUAGUAUUGGGUCUUCUGCCUUCAUUGCUAUUUAUAACAGCCUCUCUGCUUUAUGUAUAAAUUAAUAAUACUCUGUAGACUACCUAAGUGAAUUGGUACUGUGGACCUUUUUGAUAAGCAGGAUUAAAGUAGUUUUACAACAUCGCUGCAAUUGGAUGCCUGCUCCAGUGUCAGUUUCUACUACCUAGCAACCAGCAUUUAUCACUACACUCAAACAAAGCCCCUAAGGGGGUUUAUUCUGUCUAAGUGGAAGAAAUUCUGUUUACACAUCUCUAUGAAUGCAAUAGAAACAGCGUGUCUGGUGUGUCGGGCAUGGGAGGGAAGACAUUAACAAAUAAACAAUUUUUCUAAGGUAUACAGGAUCUGUGAGGUUGUUGAUUCAUUCCUAAUUCUCAUGUCUUUGUUAGGAAGACAAUUGUCACUUUUGCUGUUAGCACAUGCUGUGUAUUACUCUAGAUCCCCAAGUACUGGAGCAUGAUCUGCAUGUCAGAGAUCUUGUACAGCAGUGUCUCCACCCAGACAUACAUAUCUGAUGUUUAGAGAUUCAGUGAUCUUUGUGAUAACAAUACACAUAGAAAGUUAUAAUUAAACACAUCUUUAUCGUAAAGGAAUUAAUGUACUGUCUGGUGCUGCUGUUAUUGACUGCAGUGUUAUACAGAAUUUAUCAUGGAUUUUUGGCUGCUGAAAAAGGGACAGUGGAAUUUAGCCACACCAAGGACUGUCCCGGAAACAGACUUCUGCUGCUGAACUUGCCCUGCGGUGACCAGGUUGCCCUGGGAAGAGGUCCCCGCAACGUCAAGAGUCACUUAAAGUUUUUAAAAGAACUGUGACUGGAACUCAUUUGGUGCUGCCAUCUGAGUGGUCUGCUUUUGGACUGGCUGUGUCCAUGAAACAGUUGUAAAUACCACCGUGUGUGCAUGGGUCAACAGCUUUGGCCAGCUCACAUCCAAGGAAGCCACGCUCACAAUCAGCAUCUCGGAAGCUUCCGAUGAGGCCCAUAUUUCUGUGAGUUACCCUUCAUGGGCCCGCAGUAGAUUGUGCUGUAAAUCACGCAAGGCAGUGACAGUGGUGUAGUAUAGGUCUCUUUUAAUUUCCCUGGUUUCUCCCUUACUGUUUGAAUCCAUGAACAUUGAUUGUAUCAUUUUGUCAUAAACAAGUUAUUAGCUUGUCAUGUUAUGUUGUAAACUUUUCAGUGCCUAUUAUGAAAACUGUCAUAUUUUUAAUCAUAUCUUUGUUUAGUUCUGGAAAAUCAUGACCAAAAAAAAUAUUCACCGACAUUAUUCAUACUUUAAGUCUUCUAUCAUUGUUACCUCAAUUAUAAAUAUAAAAAAAUCUGGAAUGAGAAUAUUUUUUUAUUGAUCAAGGAGAAGUGUCAGCAUAUAGUAGAAUCUUAAAUUAUAUCUUCAAAUGUAUAUUUUGCAUAAAAGAGAUAUUCUUCAAUCACUUUUUUGUGAGUUUUGUGACAAAUUAAGCUUGUACUUGUCUUUAAAAUUGUUGCCGCUGAAACUGUCUAAGAAUUCUUCGCCAUGCUUAAUCACUGUUUCCAGAAUCUAUUACUUCCCCUGGGAUUCUGAAUAUAAUGUAUAUCUUAACUAUGAACCCCUGUAUCGUGGACCUUUUGUGAAUAUUUCAAGGUGCAUGCACAACCUUGGAGAUAACAUGGAACUGUAACUAACUGAAAUGAAGAAUAAAAGGCAAAUGAGCUGGGGAUUAACUUGAAUCCUACGUGAUUAAAUUAUU
This is a messenger RNA of Condylura cristata (star-nosed mole), 5425 nucleotides long. RefSeq names its product potassium channel, voltage gated Shaw related subfamily C, member 2 (gene KCNC2). The record is from RefSeq and is a predicted model, not a curated record. The transcript has 5 exons. Gene Ontology annotation, biological process: potassium ion transmembrane transport; protein homooligomerization. Lineage: Eukaryota; Metazoa; Chordata; Mammalia; Eulipotyphla; Talpidae. Gene Ontology annotation, cellular component: neuronal cell body membrane; dendrite membrane; voltage-gated potassium channel complex. Bases 568 to 2481 code for a protein of 637 amino acids. Gene Ontology annotation, molecular function: delayed rectifier potassium channel activity; protein binding.